AUGCUCAACAAUUCGGAUCAAUAUUGCAUGCAAAUUAUCACAACUAUCACCUACAGUAUUUGGUUUGCUCGAAACAAUAAAAUUUUUCAACAUAAUGACGCACCUGUGAUUGUGGCUAUUGAGCGAGCUUUGAAAAUACUCCAUGAGUAUCAGCGCAAUAUCCAUGAAAACCGCCUCACGACCACGGCCCCCGAAUCUUCGAUUGUUGGUAACAAUAAAAGUUGGAGUCCACCUCCUAAGGACUGCCUAAAGCUUAAUGUGGAUGCUCACCUGUCGGGUGAUGGCCAUUGGGGUUUAGGUCUGGUACUGCGGAGGGAGGAUGGCCACUGCAUUGGAGCUGCAACGAAGAUGAUUCAAGGGAAGGACGAUGUGUGUAUGGCGGAGGUGAUGGGUUGCUGCGAAGCUUUAGAGCUUAUUUGGAAACUUCAACUCCCACAGGUCGUUAUUGAGAUGGAUUCAGCUACGGUGGUGCGAGCGAUUCAGAAGCAAGAUUUCCCUCGAAGCCAUUGGGGUCAAGCGGCUCGUCGUUGUGCUAGGGCACUCUCUCAAGACAGUCAAUCUCGUUUAUCUGUUCGUUGGAUUGCAAGGGAUGGGAAUAGAGCUGCACAUGCUCUGGCUCGAUGGGCCUUAAUUAAGCCCAAUAAGCUUUGGACCAAUGAAUUCCCUAAUUGUCUUAUUCACCAUAUCCAAAAAGAUAUGGAAUUUGUACCCUAA
Molecule: messenger RNA, 714 nt
Organism: Trifolium pratense (red clover)
Lineage: Eukaryota; Viridiplantae; Streptophyta; Magnoliopsida; Fabales; Fabaceae
Exons: 1
Coding region: 1-714 (237 amino acids)
Molecular function (GO): nucleic acid binding; RNA-DNA hybrid ribonuclease activity
Source: RefSeq, a predicted model, not a curated record